Rotaria sp. Silwood2 is the source of this 2670-nucleotide messenger RNA. The record is from the annotation of a GenBank genome assembly. Lineage: Eukaryota; Metazoa; Rotifera; Eurotatoria; Philodinida; Philodinidae.
AUGUCAUUUCCACCACAUAUUCCAAUGAUGACUCCUAUGCCAUUUUUUCCUCCCGUUACUCCUAUGAUGAUACCACCUAAUAUGACUACACCACCACCUGGAAUACCGACAUCAACGAAUGGAACUCACAAAACAGGAGAAAAUGAAAAGAAAAAUCGUGUCCAAGCACCUACAACUGUAUUUGUUGGUAGUAUAUCAGAAAGAGCACCUGAUGUUAUGAUCAAACGAAUGCUUCAACAUUGUGGUAGUGUUCUCAAUUGGAAACGAGUUCAAGGUGCCAAUGGAAAACUUCAAGCAUUUGGAUUUUGUGAAUAUGAAAAUCCUGAAGGUACACUUCGUUGUAUUCGUUUACUUAAUGGUUGGCAAAUUCAAGACAAAAAAUUAGUUGUCAAAGUCGAUGCUAAAACAAAAGCAUUACUUGAUGAAUAUAAAAAAAAGAAACGACAUGAAUUAGCAAAAAAAGCUGCUAAUGAUACAACAGCUUUCAAAUUCAUUUAUGAAGAUGAUGAUGAAAAUGAUAAAAAAAAACCGAACAGUACGGAUACAGAUGGAAAGAAAAAGUCCGGUGAAGAAGGUGAAAUUGAAGAAGAAGAAGAUGAUUAUAUUGAUGAAGAAACACGUCGUGAAGAUUUUACAAUAAAACAAUCUAUUGAAACAGUUAUGCGUGAAUAUGCACGUGAAAUGAAUCAACGAGCAUUAGAAGCAAAAGAAAUGGCAGCUCGUGAAACUCAAACAACAACAAUACCACAACAACCGAAUUCAUCCAUACCUCCAAUACCAAUACCUUCAAAUUCAACAGUUAAUCCUAUACCAGAUACAUCAUCAUCUAAUUCAACUAGUUCAGCAACACGACGUAAUGAUCCAGCCGCUUUACUUGAUGAUGAAGAAGGAAAACGAAAUUUAAUUUCAAAUGAAAUACAAAUGUUUCGUGAUCGUUUUAAAGAUGAAGAUACAAAAAUGCGUAAUACUGAAAAAGAACGUAAAGAUCGCUAUGAACGUGAACGUGCAUUACAACGUGAAAAACGUGCAGCAGCAGAAGAAGCAGUCAGUGGAAAUAAUAAAUCAUCUACAAAAUCACCAUCUUCACGUAAUACAUCACCACCACCACCACCACCACUACUAUCAUCAUCAUCUCGUGAUCGUUCAUCGCCAAGACGUGAACAUAGUAGUAGUACAAGUCGACGUGAUCGUUCACCACCUAAUGAUGAUCGUUAUCGUAGUUCAUCAUCAAGAAAUAAUACAAGUAAUUCAGUACGUAGUCGUACAAAUGAUCGACGUAGUCCACCACCAUUACGUUAUGAUCGUCGGUCACCUAUUCCACCAUUACGAUCAUAUAAUCGUCGUUCACGAACAAAAUCACCUAUAGCAAAAAAUCGUCCCAGUAUUGAAGAAGAUGAUGAAACUUAUGAAAGAAAAAGACAAGAAAGAAGAUUACGUGAAAAAGAACUUCGUUAUCGAGAACGAUUGAAAGCAUGGGAACAACGUGAACGAAAAAAAGAAAUUGAUUAUGAAUCAGAAAAACAACGUGAAUUAGCUCGUUUACGUGAUGAAGAAAAAGAAGGAAAACGUUUAUUAGCAUUUCUUGAAGAUUACAAUGAUGAAACAGAUGAUCCCAAUUAUUACAAAGGUACAGCAUUAGCUCGUCGUUUAAAAGAUCGUGAACAUGAAAUUGAAAUUGAUAAUCGUGAUCGACAUCGUGAAAAAGAUGAAAUAGAAGAAUUACGUCAAAAAUUAUUACUUCAAGAUAAUAUUGAUGAUAUUGAAUUGGAAAUAAAACGACGUUUAGAAAAAGAAGAAGAAAAUAUACGUAAACGUUUAGCUGAUCUUAUACGAACAACAACUGAUGAAUCAAGUGAAGAAUCAGAUAACGAAGAAGAAACAGCGAAAAAAUCUUUAUCAAAAAAUCGAAAAGAUAAUAUUGAUAUAUCAAAUAAUUUAUCAACUGAUUUACCUAAUUCUAGUCAUUCAUCACGAACAACAAUUAAAGUUGAAUCUCCACAAAAUGAUGUAAAACUUAGUCCUCGUUAUACAUCUGCACUUGGUGGUGCACCUAUUACAGGUACAAAAUUACCGUCAAAACGAAAAUUAGCUGUAAAUGAAGUUUUCCGUGAUGAUCAAGAUGAUGAUAGUACAAAUUCAUUACACAAAAAAUCAAAACUUUCUGCAAUACUCGAUCAACAAACAACAGUUGCUCAAAUUCCAAUAGCACAAAAUUCACCUAAACAUUCUGUUCCACAAAUAAAAGAUGAACCAACAAAUCGAAUAUCAUCAUCGACAACAAAACGUACUCCACCAAUAUCUAAUGUUAAUACUAGUUCAGCUCAAUCCCAAGAAGAAAAACGACAAGCUGUACGUAAAUUAAUUGAAAGUAUUCCAACGAAAAAAGAAGAUUUAUUUACAUAUGCACUUGAUUGGUCCCUACUUGAUGCCAAUCUAAUGGAAAAACGUAUUAAACCAUGGGUAACAAAAAAAAUCGUUGAAUAUAUUGGUGAAGAAGAACCAACAUUAACAGAUUUUAUAUGUUCAUCAGUUAUGUCAAAGAAAAAUGCAGAUUCUAUAUUAGCUGAUAUACGUGUUGUACUUGAUGAUGAAGCUGAAGUAUUUGUAGUUAAAAUGUGGCGUUUACUUGUUUAUGAAAUUGAAGCUAAACGGCAUGGUCUGAGCAAAUAA